Gloeophyllum trabeum ATCC 11539 is the source of this 1844-nucleotide messenger RNA. RefSeq names its product MFS general substrate transporter. Bases 121 to 1683 code for a protein of 520 amino acids. The record is from RefSeq and is a predicted model, not a curated record. Gene Ontology annotation, biological process: transmembrane transport. Lineage: Eukaryota; Fungi; Basidiomycota; Agaricomycetes; Gloeophyllales; Gloeophyllaceae. The transcript has 7 exons. Gene Ontology annotation, molecular function: transmembrane transporter activity.
CGAAGACUGAAGUUUAUCGCUCGCGCCGCGGAUAUAGGGGCGCGCUCGAGGAGAUGAUAAGAGCUGCAGCGCUCCCUGCGGCCUCCCUUCUGUACCAUAUAUCUUGUUUUCUUUGCUGUUAUGACUGGAAACCGGACUGAGUCGUCGGGCGAGACGACGCCGCUGCUGGGCUCGCCCGUCGAGUCCCAGGCGAACAAAACUGGCCAUGCUCGACGGCGGAGGCGGCAGGCGAGGCCCCUGCCGAAGCUGCAGAUUGGGCUCUUGCUGCUGAUGCAGCUGGCAGAGCCUAUAACGUCGCAGUGCAUUUUGCCGUUCAUCAACGAGUUGAUCGGCUCCUUGCCCAUCGUCCACGGGGACAAGGGAAAGAUUGGAUACUAUGCCGGUACGAUCCAAUCCUUGUUCUUCGCUACCGAGGCCAUCACUGUCCUCCAGUGGAGCCGCCUCUCAGACCGUAUCGGCCGUAAACCCGUCCUCCUGACUGGACUGUUCGGUCUGUGUAUAUCCAUGAUUGCAUUCGGUCUCUCCAAAACUUUUACCGCGAUCGUCAUCAGUCGAUGCCUCGCCGGAAUGCUCAACGGGAACAUCGGCGUGAUGAAGAGCAUGAUGGGCGACUUGACAGAUUCCAGCAACGUAGCCAGGGCGUUUGCUUGGAUGCCUGUCGUGUGGUCCGUGGGCGUCACCGUUGGUCCGUUCUUAGGAGGAACGCUCUCGCGGCCGGCGGACCGCUUCCCCAAAAUUUUCAAGAGUCCGUUCUGGCAGGAAUACCCGUACUUCCUACCAUGUCUCGCCUCUGCGUCCUUUUCCGCUUUCUGCUUCCUUUUAGCACUUGUCUUGCUAAAAGAGACCAUCCACCCCCGGCGCCCCAAACUCCCGCGGAGCAGCUCCGUCUCAAGCUACGCCUCCACCGACUCGGAAUCCGAUCCCUUCCUCCACAGCCCCGCCUCCGAAUCCGGCACCGCAACCCCCACCUCCACAAAAAAGGAAGAUGAUGAUGAUGCAGACGCGCCCCCGCCAAUGCGCGCACUCCUCGUCUACCCGAUCCUCAUCUCCAUCGCGAACUACUGUGCGCUGUCCCUGCUCGACAUCGCCCUGUGGGCACUCCUCCCGCUCUUCUACGCGACCCCGCUCGAGCUCGGCGGGCUUGCCCUCGGGCCGGCGACGAUCGGGAGCGCGAUGGGCGUCUUUGGGCUCGCGAAUGGGCUGAUCCAGGGGUGUUUCUUCUCGAGAUUGGUGGAUCGGUUCGGCCCGAAGAAGAUAUUCAUGAACGGGAUGGCGAGCUUUGUAGUUAUAUUUGGGAUGUUCCCCGUGAUAAAUGCCGCGGCGCGCGAGGCGGGGGGCGUCACGCCGUGGGUGUGGAUGCUGAUGGUGUGCCAGCUGGUCGUGUGCGUGUUAAUGGACAUGUGCUUCGGCUGCGUGUUCAUCUACAUCAACUCGUCCGCGCCGUCGAAGCGCUCGCUGGGCGCGACGAACGGGAUGGCGCAGACGACCGUGUCCAUCAUCCGCGCGAUCGGGCCGGCGAUGGCGACGUCCCUGUUCGCGGUGACGGUGGAGAAGAAGCUGCUGGGAGGGUACUUGGUGUAUGUGUUCUUUGCGGCGAUGACGUGCAUCUGUUUGGGCAUUGCGAGUCGGUUGCCGGAGGAUGCGUGGGAUGCGGAUGAGGUGGGGGACGAGCAGGGGUCGUGAGGGAGCGUGGAUCAGACAAGUAGAUUGAUUGCUACACACUGGCGUCUCAGAAAAGGGACGAUGGAUCUAUUGGUGAUAUAGUGGGGUUGCUUUAGAUGUAACGCGAGUAACGAUGUGUAAUGCCAAAUACAAACAGGAUCCGUAUGUCUUGACGAUGAGGC